AAUGUUGGUACAUUGUUGUUGUUUUGUAGUUAAUUUAGUACGAGGAUACGCCGCGGCCCCGCUGGACGCCUCUUUACACCAACUGCGUAAACUUUCUUCUUCGUCGCCUCUAUCGGGAGUCUACCCCGUUACUUCUUCUACGCAUUCCGCUUCACAUAUACCCGCGUCCACAGAGUGUGUCUUCUGUGAGAUUCUGGUCCGUUGCGUGCCUGCAGGGAAUGACGACUCAUUUUAAGACGAGCAAAGCUUUAAAGGUCAAGAAGGAGGCCGGUGAGAAUGCCCCGACGCUCAGCGACGACGAGCUGGUGGCCAUGUCCGUGCGGGAGCUCAACCAGCACCUGCGCGGGCUGACGAAGGAGGACGUCGUGAGGCUGAAGCAGAGGCGGCGGACCCUGAAGAAUCGCGGCUACGCCGCCAGCUGCCGCAUCAAGCGCGUCACCCAGAAGGAGGAGCUGGAGAGGCAAAAGACAGAGCUGCAGCAGGAGGUGGACAAGCUCGCCCGGGAAAACGCCAGCAUGAGGUUGGAGCUGGAGGCCCUGCGGGCCAAGUAUGAGACCCUGCAGUGUUUUGCCCGGACUGUGACCCGAGGGCCCCUGUCGCCGGGCAAGGUAGCCACCACCAGCGUCAUCACCAUCGUCAAGUCCGCCAACCACAACAACUCCAGCCCCACCCCGUUCUCAGCCACUUCCUAGUGUUGACAGGACUGGGCUCUCUGUCUCCUGCCUGGUCCUUCCUGGUCCCGACUCGGCCUGAACCCACUCAUCCUGUACUGAGGCGGACGCUCAGUAGUUAGACUGAGGGAUGGAAUGGGGUGGCAUGCUCUAUGUGAUGAUGUGCUGCAUUCACAGCUCUGUCUCCCUCCUUCUGUCGCUCUUACACAAUCUACAUUGUCUGUGCACUGUGCAAACUCCCCCCUCCUCCCCGAUCCCCAGCACCGGCAGGGUAUAGGGCCUCUGUGACCCUACCUCCACGACUAACAGCAGAGAUUUGCUUUUACUCCAGUGUAAAGUAUCUGACAUAGCUUCACGAGGCAGCACGGUCUAGGACAAAUCUGAUACUUGAUGCUACAAAGUGGAAAACAGGCGCAUGAUAUGUGACAGUACAGCUAUUUGUAAAGCCAAAUCCUUUUCCUCUUCUUUUUUUUUUCUGUGCCUCAAUGUAAAUUGAGUUUGAAGCCAUCGCCUUAAGUAGAUCCACGAUUGAACACAUCGACGUGUUGACGUUAGGUGGACACCUUUUCGCAGCAGCACUCGGCAGCACUUUCCAGCCAGGCAUCCUUGAGAGGCAGCCAAGCACAACACCAGAUGUUUUCGCUGAUAUGUUCGGCUUCUCUUUUAGGAGGCGCUAAGCAGUAAAAAAAAAAUCACCAGUUUCACUGUUUGGUUAAAGUGAAAACUUGGCACCGUGUGGCUCUCCGCAGUGUGUUUGCGGUUGAUAACCGACCAGUGUGUCAAAUAAGUAUUUAGGAAGCGACGCCAGGGAAUAGCAGACAGUAUACUAGUUGUAAUUCCUAUAGCUGCUGAUGGUCAUCUAAUUUGGCUGCUUUAAAGUGCUAUUUGAAAAGCUUCAGGACUGCAUGCGAGCCUUUGCUCGUCUGUUAAAAGAUUAUUUAAGAUGGACACAUGUGCCUUUUUCUCCCAUUGGCAUCCGCACAAAGACAAAGGGCACGUCUCAAACCUACGAGGUGUCCCCGUCGGCACAUGGGAUGCAUCAAGUAGCCGAGAAGUCCGUCACGCUGCGUGCGAUCGCGGUGAUCCCCGGUCAGUCGCCAUUUCUUCGUACAUAUUAUAUUUGUUUUAAGAGAACGAGCGGAUCUAUUUUCAUCAUAUAGCACUUAUAAAGGAAACUGUCAAGAUACAGUAUAAAACCGUACGUUUCCCGGGGCAACUCGUGAUAGAGUUAGAUGAACCGACGGAAGCUAUUCUCGCUCGUUCUUGGGUUCGGUUGUAGCCGGGGCUCGGCCGCGCGAUGACUGAAUGUGGUGUGACCACUUACUGCGAGGUCAGGCCUAAUAAGAGUAACGGAGGCUACUCUCUGAUAACGUGUACUGCAGCACUCACUGCCUGACGUUUGUGCCUCUCUCCUUUUCUACGCCACUCUUUGGUAGGUAAUCCAUAUUGGAUAUGGUGGUAAUGAGAGCGCUCCUGAUUAAGCACGACGCAAUUCACCUUACUUCCUGUAUAUUACAGCUUAGAGACGACGAAGCUCCCGCCGCUCCUGUCGUCACUUUUACGUUGAGGGCUCCGUCCAAAUAGAAAUCAUUCCUACUGCUGGGUCACGAGACGCGCUGCUGCCGGUGUUGGUAACUCUGAAACAGUAGCUCUUCACCUUGCUUUUGACACACUCUUCUGCAAGAGAACUCCUGACGCCCAUCUCUAGAAACUGAGGUGUCAUGACAACUAAACGCAGUAAACACCUUCGCUCUUGUUGUACGUUUUGUUAAUAUUUAAAUCUGAGAUUCACUUGAAAUCAAGCCGUUCUUACCGAGGAUCCAUUCCUAAUUUGGAGUGAAUAGAGAUUGUUCAUGUCAGGAUUUUCUCUUGGCUAAGAGGACAUGACUGUUCUUCCCCUGUUCCAUAGCUGCAAAGAACAGUAUGGGGAACUUUGCUGCUGUACUACCUGCUGUGAUUUUGAAGCAGGGGCAUUGCUGUGUUCUUACUCUGAUUUUGUAUUUUCACUUGGUUUCUAUGUCGAUACAUCCUAUGUUCCUUUUCUGUUACUUAGUUUUAUAUGCAUAUACAAUAUAUAAAUAUAUAUAUAUAUAUAUUACAUAUUUUUCUAUAUUUAUGUCUUUUACUAUCUGGGGAGUGGUGUGAUUAUGUAAUCAGUCUUCAAAGUCUAAUUAUAUUGAUGCUGGCCUUUUAUCUGAAGUUGUAUUCACAUUUACAAUGAGACAACUGUUCUCGUAACUUAAGUCUUCUCUGUGAGUUUAUUUAUAACCCCUGAAUAGGUCUUCUCUGCACAUUUCCUAUAUUUGUCUGACACACAGUUUUUGGACAGACGGCGACUAGGCUUCCACACAGGUCACAGCUCUGUGACGGCGAGCGGUAAACAGACGUCUAGCCGAGACGUGAAAUGAUAACAGAUUAAAACGGAAUCAGAGGAGAGGCUGCAAAGCAAUUUGAACUAAAAUAAUAAUUCACCAGUGGUAAAUAUUAGCCACAUGUGCACUUUGCAGUCGGAUAUUUCGGGCUCUUUUAGGUGAAGCCUUAAUUUUUAAUUUAGAAAAUUUGCUCUUAAUAUUAAAAAAUAAAAAGAUUUAACCUGCAUGUAAACCUAGUCAGUCGUUGCAGACGUUAAGGUGUACUUGGUGUAGUUUUUUUGUUGUUUUUUUAAAAAAAAAAAAAAAAACUCCUGGUAAUGCUUAUUGUAACUGUUACAAAGCCUUACCUGUAAAUAAUUCCAGAGCUGUUAAAGACUGUCCUCAAAAAAAACCUCUCCUGGUUAAGGUGUAGCCUGAAACAAAAUGAGGACAAACGUGUGUGUUUACGUGAAGUUCAACAUUUUUCAGCGAAAAAGCGUGACAGCGACCUCUUGUCGUGAGGUUUAAAAGCAUUAGAGACUUUAAACGAGGCCUUGUUGAAUGAAUUUUAGCACUUACUGCUGCAGUUGAGUCCGAGGCGGCCGCUCUUCACGGGCGCGCCUCAGUGAUAGAAAAUACCAUUUUAAAUGUUAAAGUUUAUAUAUAUAUAUCUCCGUCUGUGCCAAAUCCAAGACAAACCUUUCUCUGGGUGAAUUAAACGCUCUGGUGUUAAGUGUGACACGGCAGAGGUCCAUUCAUGCUCUUGAACAGAUGUCGCUCUUAAGCUUACGAAACAUCAUUUACAUUUUAUUUCCUCUAUGAGCCACUUGUUUUUUUUUUUUUUUGUUUUUUUCUAAAAUAAAUUUGCUGAAAACUAUUUUAGGAUCCAUAAAUGUUUUUUUUUUUUAAAAAAAAGAGGCAUAAACCUUACCUGGAUGCUUGCCACACUUGGUCUGGAUAUUUUGUUUUCAGGAGCUGUAACGGAACUCUUAAGAUGGAUAUUUUACAUUUUCACAUGAAACAUAACAAUGCAAAUGUAUUUAUACAAUGAGCUUUUUUUUUUUUUUGUGUACCUUGACUAAAUAUUCAAGGUUAUUAAUUUAAAAGUUUCUUCCUGAAAACGUGUCUUUGAAUUGAAUAAGCUUUCACACGACGCAAGCUCUGCCAGUCCUACAAGCUAAAGUAGUGUGAACUCCGUAGAAAGUCUGUUUUAGCAUUGUCGAAGGAGCGCAGCAUGUAAAUAUAGUGUUUGGGUAACACGGUUGUGGGUGAAUUAAUGGAUGAAACGCAUUGAAUGUUCAACAGCAGCAAUUUCCACGGCAAAUUUGCAUGUUUGAGGUAAAUGGCUCUUUGUUCUAGGCUCAUGUAAACGUGUUGAGGCUUAAUGACGGUAAAAAGGCAGCAUAAACUGUAUGUACCCUUCACGAGUUUUCAUUACUCAUUUAUAUAUUUUAUAUUUAUUUCAUUGAUUUGUGUAAUUUUAUUAAAAAAAAAAGCAAACAAACUAAAUUAUUUUUUUUUGUUUUACAUUCAUUUAUUUACAUGUUUCCUCAAUGAACUACCCUCAUGUACAAAUAAAAUCUUUAUUUGUUUCUGCA
This is a messenger RNA of Mugil cephalus (flathead mullet), 4620 nucleotides long. It is a transcript of the gene mafk, whose product is annotated as v-maf avian musculoaponeurotic fibrosarcoma oncogene homolog K. The coding region runs from base 219 to 692 and encodes 157 amino acids. NCBI's taxonomy places the organism in Eukaryota, Metazoa, Chordata, Actinopteri, Mugiliformes, Mugilidae. Gene Ontology annotation, molecular function: RNA polymerase II cis-regulatory region sequence-specific DNA binding; DNA-binding transcription factor activity, RNA polymerase II-specific. The transcript is spliced from 3 exons. The record is from RefSeq and is a predicted model, not a curated record. Gene Ontology annotation, biological process: regulation of transcription by RNA polymerase II. Gene Ontology annotation, cellular component: nucleus.